CCUCUUUUCGGCUCGUCUCGCUCGUGCUCUCGGCCCCCUUUCCCACCGAUUCAUCACUUCACCGUCCGGCUCCCGUCUUCUCCCAGCCUUCCUACCCCUCACAUCAUACAGACUGCUGUUCUCUUAACUCAGUCAACUCCGAGGAGGGACUUCGACCAGAACUGCCCUGAGCGGUUGGUGAUUCUGGUCUGUGUGUCUCUGGGAUGGCCUGAUCGGGGACAAGAACAGAAAGAGAGAAGAAAAAUUGUUCCUUGCCCAGUGACCAGCCGCUCGUUGACCUUGUCACGAUCGCCUUCAUAACAGCACACCGGGUUCCAGCUGGUCUGGACUUGUCUGAUCCAUAUUUACUGCUGCUGGAAUGGCGGGGACGGCUACCGCGACAUACUCGACAGAUGCAUGGACGUCACCCAGUGUAGAGGGGAGUCAAUGGGAAUUUUCGGUUCCAAUCCGACAAGAUAGCACUAAUAAUCGCUCCAAGUCGCGUUCGUCCCAUGAUUCGCGCUCCCGAGGGCAUCGGCCCCAAGGCUCUCGCGGCUCCUCCUUGUCACGACACGUCCAGGCUCACGAUCAGUUCAAUCCGCGCGGUCGCCGAGACGUUAGCCAUAGUCGACGGGAAAGUGAAGAAUUCAACUCGCAGCAUCACUAUAGACACGAACCUGUAGACCGCAGCAUUAGUAAUGCGAACGCCUCGGCCGAGAUCCCACGCCAGGAUGGGACAAUAAAAACAAGCGAGGGGAUCGGAGUGUACCUCGGAGAGUUGGAUAACGAGAAAUGGAUCCACCGAGAUAAAUUGGCCAAGAUCGAAAGCGAAGAGUUACAGCAGUUGUUCCAGCGACGGGCUGCCACAGACGGGAUCCAAAGUGGCCGUGGAAGGCCCCAUGAGUCUCACGGGGUCAACGGACGCUCCUUUUCCCCACACUCGCCAAACGAGCAGACGGAACCGUGGCCCAGUCUACAUGAUGGGUCACCGCGUGACUCCUACGACUCCAAACCCUUCUCCGACGCCGAUGACCUUCACGAUACUACACAAGGCGAUCAAAAGGAUUGGGACCUCCGACGGGCGGACGAGAUUGCUGCAGACAAGACGAAAGAGAAGGCAGCGUCGAGCUUCUACCAUAACCCUGGCUUGCGAAAGAGCUCUUCUCGGAUCCCAAUUCCGACCGCCAGCCCGGUCCCCAUCUCGCCUGAACACGCUGGACGAGAGUUCCCCAGGCAGCGCACCCGAGCCCUCACCAAUGGUGAAGAUGAAGCGCUGUCGUUCGGGAUGCCGCGUCGAGCUAGUGAGCCACUGACGGUGGAGGCAGCAAACGGCCUACCUUCCAAUGGCAGCAGACCUGGUAGCCGUGGGUUCCCAUCGCAGACCACGGCAGCCAAGAAAACACCAGCAAAGGCUGGACCUACCAGCCGUAAGACCUCUGCUCCUCCCGCAACCAGAAAGGCGACUCCCCGAGCUCGUCUCCCGUCCAGCACUCAGCGGCCUGGAGCCAGAGCAGACGGUCGGGGCCCUCCUAAUCCCAUCAAUCGGCCGGAAGGAGAUCCUCCAUGGCUGGCUACCAUGUACAAACCGGAUCCGCGUCUUCCUCCAGACCAGCAGAUUCUCCCCACGCACGCGCGGCGCAUGCAGCAGGAGCAGUGGGCCAAGGAGGGCAAGACACCCACGAUGUACGACCGCGAGUUUGCUCCGCUUGCAAUCGGACCGGAUGGACCAUUCAAAGUGGAGAGACCGAAGAAUGAGGCCCCGGAGCCGGAGAAGCACCAAAUGGAGGAGAAGACAAAGGAAGAAGUGCAGCCUGCACCACAGCAAACGCCCGAAGAGCAGCUCCCGUCCAAGGAAGGUGAAGCCGACGCGCGGCCCGCCACAGGAAGUGGGUAUAGCACUAUGCCCCGAGUGCAGGAACCAAUGCCAGCACCACUGACACCCAAAUGGAGCCCGCCGGUGGUGACGGCGCAAGAGCCACCCCCGAAGGAGAAGGGCUGCGGAUGCUGCAUCGUAAUGUGAUUUAAUCCUGCCAUAUCAACCCUCUCAGCCUGAGCUACUUCUCAGCAGCAUUUACCUGAUUUUCCCCU
Aspergillus brunneoviolaceus CBS 621.78 is the source of this 2067-nucleotide messenger RNA. RefSeq lists its product as uncharacterized. Lineage: Eukaryota; Fungi; Ascomycota; Eurotiomycetes; Eurotiales; Aspergillaceae. The transcript has 2 exons. The record is from RefSeq and is a predicted model, not a curated record. The coding region runs from base 359 to 1999 and encodes 546 amino acids.